GGAGGGCUCCAUGGAACGGCCGAUCCAUAGGGUGCGGGGCUGUCGCCGCCCGCAGGAGCCGCCGCCGCCUAUUGUUCAUGCGGCUCCGCAGAGCUGGGGGGACCCCCCUCCCCCGACGGCGGCCGCAGCAGCUCCAGCCAUUGGUCCGUGGUACCUGUCCAUUUCCUGCGAGAGUUCAACACCUCCCGGCAGGAAGAGGAUGCGGCCUCAUUGGGCGCAUGAGCAGGGAUGGGUGGAUCCUCAAAGCUUGAGCUCCGCAUGGCCAACGGGAGCCGAUGAUCUUCCUACUGACUGUCAUCAGGAGGUCCGAGGAAGCCUAAUUCCCCAUCACAAUGCCCACGUCCUCCGCCUCACUUCCUCUCACCACCGAGGCUGUUAUCACCUCACGUCACUGCAAGCAGCAGGAGGGUGGGAUGCUGCCCUAUUCAUGAAUCCUUGGAUAAAGCCAAAGAUCUUUAAACUUCACUCAGCUGCCUCUUCCUUAAAACGGGGAUCUCAAGCCACACUUACCUUGUUGCGGAGGACGACACCGGAUUGUUUCUCAAGAUCUCUCCCAGCGCUGAAGAAACAAAGCUGAACAGAGGAAUGGAGUCUCCCAGCAAGGUGGGGAGGAGGAAUCAAGAGCCUGGGAUUUCCAGAGCCUUCUUGGUUGGUACCCCUGAAAGCAGACUGCCAAGUGGGGCCUAUGCAGCAUAAAUGUGGGGCCCCCAACCGUGUCUGACAGUAGUAAUAUCACCUUCGGGGCCCUUAGGUAAUUCCGGCCCUGCAUAAUCACCCUGCUAGAAUCCCACUGCUUCCUGCAGAUAUCGCUUCCUCUGCACAGCGGACUCCUUUCACACCUAGCUCCAAAGCUUCCCACACAGGGAACCCUUUCAUGGGUAUCCUAAAGACACACAGGAGGCUUCCUCUCAGGGCCAUGCAGGACUGACCCAUCCUCAGAGCCCCCCACACUUUGCACUGCCUUCUGCUCUCCAUCCUGGACCAUCAGACCUUUGAGGGAGAAGAUUGGCCUCUUUACCUUUGUGGGGCACAAUUUCUGUAUGUCCUCCUUGAAUGGAGAGAGAUAAUAGUACUCCUAUAAUGAUCUCCCAUCUAUAAAGAGUUUUCCCCUACAUUUUCUUGAGCCCUCACACAGCCUGGGGAGUGUGGACACAAAGAGGUAAAGGGACUUGGUCGUUUGGUGAGUGGCAGAACUGGAAGAUCCAGCCCAGUUCAGAGAUCAUGAAACCCUUGUCGGUGUCCCUGACUGCUUCCUGUCAUCUAGUAGAAAGCUCCCCAGGACAAGUGUGUCCCCUUCCACUUCUUUCUCCUUUCUCUCCCAUCAAGUUCGAAUGUCACACAGCCAUGAUAGCUGAGUCAAGUCCCAAGGAAAUGAAAGUGUUAGUAACCUGCCUUCUUUCCUUGCUUGUCUACCUCCUCUGGGGAAGACCCUUUCUGGAGAGCUGAGGCUGUUCUGGAAGCAUCUAACGUCAGGGCCUGGACCCUCUGCCUUAAGAUAUGAUCUUUCUGAGCUGUUGCAGGCCCUCUCACUCAGCUGCCAACCUGGGCUAAGCCACAGCAUAACUGGGGGCUCUUGAGGGCUCGUCUGUAUUGUAAUACUGUGCACCUCAGUUUUCUCACCUGUAAAAAUAGGAAUUCAACUGAAUAAGCAUCAGUUAGAUGCCACCAGGUACAGAGCCCGGAGCUAGGUACUGGGGAUAGAGAAGCAAAGAUAAAUAGGAUACAGUCUCUGUCCUCAAUAAAUGUGAAGUCAAGUGGGAAAGACAAGAAUUGAAAAACAGACACCAUGGCAGAGUGAAAUCAAGUAGAUAUGAAAGAAAGACUCUUACCUGAUUUGCCUACCUCACACAGUUAGGUCAAGAAUCAAGAAUUCUUAAAGCACUGUACAAAUAUAAGCAAAGAUUACACUAUUUGGCUUCUGCAGGAGACACCAAUUGGGUUGUCUGCCCACAUCCCCCUUCCUUUCCAAGAACUGCUCCUAGAGCCAAAUUCAUAAUGUAAUGGCACUCCCCCCCCCACCCCACCUCCGCCAUGCAGCGUGGGUCGUUUUGGUUGAUUGAGUCGGGGCAGAUCCCUGGCCCAUGCUGGGCCAUGGAGAGUCCCUGUUCUGGGCUUGGAAUGGGAAUGAAGGUACGGCGGUCUCAGUCACCCUGGGCUUUGAGAAGAGGAGAUACAAGUUCUGGAGGCGUGGACAAGGUAGACCGGAGACCAAGACCUCGGUCUGCUGACAAGGUAGACUGAAAAUGAAAGAAUCCCAAGCUGCCACAUUUGAGUGGAAGAGGGGAGCAGAGGCUCAGAGAGGAAGGAAGACAAGAGGCAGAGGCUCCCUGAUAUUCAGGACGAGGUUCAAGUCUGUCCCUGCCCGUCAGCAAUGAUAUCCCAGUGAGGACCAUCUUUUGCUAAAGAUAGCUCUGUUGGACUUCAAUCACUUGCAACUGAAAGAGUCAUAAUUAAGCAGUUCCUAAAUGAAUUCAACUCAGGCUAGUGUCAAAUAGAAGUCCUCCCCCAGCCCAGGUAAGAGCUGCAUCAUUCAGUCAGUCAGUCAGCCAGCCAGUUCAUGAAUAUUAUUGAAUGCCAGCUGUAACAAGCCUCCUAAGAAGAAAGAGUUGGCUGUACCCUCUAUGAUAUGAGCUACCCCUGGCUGUCAGCCUUCUGGCCAGCCAGCCCUCCAAGCUCCUGAAAUUACCCAGUUGUGCCCUGGGAACACGUUGGUGUUGCCUGAACUUGCUGUCGCUUGCAGUUAUCUCUUAGACGCUAUGAUGUUUGCCCGUCCCUACUCCCCCUUCUGGUAGCAUCUGCUAGACCGCACUCCUACCACGCACAGACUUUGGGGGAGCUUUCCCACCCUACCACAUGCUCUGCUGGUAGGUUGCUAAUCACAGACCCCUCCCCUGAUCACAGGGUGGACACAGGACUUACGCCGGGCAGUCAGAAUCUCUUCCUGGGAAAUCUGAAUUUUGAGCUGAGACAAAUACAGAGGUUCAUCUC
Molecule: messenger RNA, 2988 nt
Organism: Ailuropoda melanoleuca (giant panda)
Lineage: Eukaryota; Metazoa; Chordata; Mammalia; Carnivora; Ursidae
Exons: 5
Coding region: 11-577 (188 amino acids)
Source: RefSeq, a predicted model, not a curated record